Xiphophorus couchianus (Monterrey platyfish) is the source of this 6332-nucleotide messenger RNA. It is a transcript of the gene raraa, whose product is annotated as retinoic acid receptor, alpha a. The record is from RefSeq and is a predicted model, not a curated record. NCBI's taxonomy places the organism in Eukaryota, Metazoa, Chordata, Actinopteri, Cyprinodontiformes, Poeciliidae. Gene Ontology annotation, molecular function: nuclear receptor activity; RNA polymerase II cis-regulatory region sequence-specific DNA binding; nuclear glucocorticoid receptor binding. Gene Ontology annotation, cellular component: transcription regulator complex; nucleus. The coding region runs from base 1035 to 2378 and encodes 447 amino acids. The transcript has 10 exons. Gene Ontology annotation, biological process: cellular response to corticotropin-releasing hormone stimulus; regulation of transcription by RNA polymerase II; retinoic acid receptor signaling pathway.
GGCAAGGAGAACGUGACUGCCAUAGUUGUCUUUGGUAAGAGCCGUGCCAAACUUGCUCCUGCUCUUUGAAAGCGGCUCGACUGCCUUUACCUACGGUCUGUCCUCGGGGUUAAUUUCGCGCAGCCCUCGUGGGAGACGCUCUCUGGACGCUUGAGAGUCGGCAGAAAACUUUGGAGGAAAAAAGAAAGAAAGAAAGAAACAAAAGAGGAGAAGAAGACUACCGCCGGCAAGAGAGAUACCAGCGGCAGCGCGACUGAACUUCCACUAGCGAGUCCGAAAGGGGGACCGGGAGGAGGAGUCAACAGGUCGCAGAGUGUAGGAGUUGCUAUCAAUUCAAAGGGACGUUUCUUUGGCGCAGGACGUGGAGGCUGACGUUUUUGGGGGAGACGCUUCGCAACCCGCAAAGAAGAGGCCCGACUAAGGAGAGCAACUCUUCCAUGGCAUCAUGUGAUCUGCACAUUCCCUCGGCGAGCUCUACGGCGGAGGAGUGAAUUGUGAAAGCAUCCCAACCACUAGCAGCCCCCCUAUCACCACUAUCGCUGCUCCUGUUCGCUGCCAUCAAAGUCUCGUCUUCGUGACUCAACUUGCCUCUUUUUCUUUGCCUUCGUCUUGAAGAUAAAGAAUGGCUGUGCUGCUUCCCUGCCCCUCCAACGCCUCCUGCAAAUAAGGCCUUUAUAGCUCGUCGAAUAAUACGUGAGAAAGUAGGCAUAAAAGAGCUUUUUAUAUUUCUGCUGUGUGUGUCUUUUUUAUCUUUUUGUCCGCAGCAAGUCAGCCCUAAAGACACACAUACUGACUAAACAAACAGGGUUUUUUUGUCCUGCUGACAUCUACAGGAGGUGUUUUCUGAACUUUUUUAACCUUAAGCGGAUUAUUUGACAAACCUUUACCUGGCAGUCCUUUGGAAUAUCUAAUGACGAAGCUUCUCUAUGGGGGAUUAAAUCAUCCCAGGAACCCGUACUGACUCCUCUUUGGUUCGGCCGCAUCUUAACCAGGGGUUGAUUUCGUCACUGAGCUCUGUUUGUGGGCGAGCCAUCAUGGCCGGGAAGGGCAACCCGGUACCAGGCGGACACCUCAACGGCUUCCCCAUGCCCCCCUACUCCUACUUUUUCCCCCACAUGCUGGGGGGCAUGUCGCCUCCGGCUCUGUCAGGACUUCCCAUCAGUGGAUACAGCACCCCCUCCCCAGCAACAAUAGAGACCCAGAGCACCAGUUCAGAAGAGAUAGUGCCAAGCCCACCCUCGCCUCCCCCGCCGCCCCGCGUCUACAAACCCUGCUUUGUGUGCCAGGACAAGUCCUCAGGGUACCACUAUGGUGUCAGCGCCUGUGAAGGCUGCAAGGGAUUCUUUCGGAGAAGCAUCCAGAAGAACAUGGUGUACACUUGUCACCGGGAGAAGAACUGCAUCAUCAACAAAGUCACCCGCAAUCGCUGCCAGUACUGUCGGUUACAGAAGUGCCUGGAAGUUGGGAUGUCCAAGGAGUCGGUGAGGAACGACCGGAACAAGAAGAAGAAGGAUGAGAAGAAGCAGGAAUGCACGGAGAGCUACGUGCUGAGUCCCGACACGGAGCAGAUGAUCGACAGGGUUCGCAAGGCGCACCAGGAUACUUUCCCUUCGCUCUGCCAGCUGGGCAAAUACACUACGUCUAACAGCUCAGAAAGGCGCGUGUCUUUGGACAUAGACCUGUGGGACAAGUUCAGCGAACUGUCCACCAAGUGCAUCAUAAAGACGGUGGAGUUCGCCAAGCAGCUGCCGGGCUUCACGACGCUCACCAUCGCCGACCAGAUCACUCUGCUCAAAGCCGCCUGUCUGGAUAUUCUGAUACUGCGCAUCUGUACACGUUACACACCAGAGCAAGACACCAUGACCUUCUCAGACGGCCUCACGCUAAACCGAACCCAGAUGCACAACGCCGGCUUCGGUCCCCUCACUGACCUGGUGUUUGCCUUCGCCAACCAGCUCCUGCCUCUGGAGAUGGACGACGCAGAAACGGGGCUUCUUAGCGCCAUCUGCCUGCUGUGUGGAGAUCGGCAAGAUUUAGAAGAAGCAGACAAAGUGGACAUCCUGCAGGAGCCCCUGCUGGAGGCCCUGAAGAUUUACGUACGGAAGAGGAGGCCCCACAAACCUCACAUGUUCCCCAAGAUGCUGAUGAAGAUUACUGAUCUGAGGAGCAUCAGUGCUAAAGGAGCGGAGCGUGUCAUCACACUGAAGAUGGAGAUCCCUGGAUCCAUGCCGCCUCUCAUCCAGGAGAUGCUGGAGAACUCUGAGGGCCUGGAGAGCGGCGCGGCGGGCAGCAGGCCCAGCGGCGCCCCCCCAGGCAGCUGCAGCCCCAGCCUGUCCCCCAGCUCGGCCCAAAGCAGUCCAGCCACACAGUCACCAUAGAGACGGCCCUCUCGUUUUCACCGUUUUCUUCUCUUCAUGUCGUCUCCAAACAGAAAUGAGGGGGGGAGGGGCAAAGGAAGGUGGGCUUCGAUCCUUACUGCUGAUCACAGGAGACUGGCGGAGACGCCUCCUUCUCUCCACCACACCCCCAUCCUCCCACCACCCGACACAAGUCCACAUCUCCUGAUCUGCUUGCUGUCGCUGUGGAACACUGUCCGGACAGGAGGGGGGAGGUAUGGGGGAUUGAGACUGGGAUGGACCGGACCGGAGCGGACUGGGACGGGACGAGAGAUGAACCCCGUAAACACCGACUCCUCCUCCUUUUCCUCCACCUUCCUCAGAGUCACAGACGUUAACAAGUCCGGAUGCAGCGACCUGUUCUGAAUGAGUGAGAGCAGCACAAUGGGACGAAGACAUGGACAUGGACAUGGACAUGGACGGAGACUGACUUGACAAACACCAGACACUUUGUUGUUGUUUCUCUACAGAUUACAACUUUGAACGUUGAAGACCCCACUCCUCAAAAGACUCUGGGUCUUUCCUCUGUUUUUUUUUUUUUCCUUUUGUGUUUGAUUUUCAAACAAACAAAAAAGAACAACAACCAGAUUUUGUACAAAAGAUAUAUAAAUAUAUAUAGAAGAGUUAAGGAACUAUGGUGCUUGGCGUGUCCGGGAGCGAACGGCAGGCUGACACCAGGAUGAGUUUACCGCACUGAGAUUAGAACUUGUUGUACUCCUUCACUGUUUGAAUCUUUUUCAUACCUAUCAAAGAAUAAUGAGAGACGUUUCCGUUUCACGUUUGUAUAUUAUUCUUAAUAACAAGAAGAUAAACAAAAAAAAAACAAAAAAGACAUUGACAUUUCUCUGGAGUCGUACACAAACACAGAAACGUGCACAAGAAAACGAUGAAUAUCAGCUACUAUUCCAGGUUGGAUGUGUUUUCCCUUUAAUCUAAUCUUUUUUUUUUUUCUGUUCUGUUUUCUUCCCUAGCGAAUGAAAAAAAAAACUGAUUGUAUGAACUUGGUUGUAUGAUAUUGUCACAGGUCCUUUCAAGAAAUCAAAUUAAUGAAGAGUCAUUAUUAAGGUGUAUUUUCAGUGGCUUUGAGUUUGUGUAUAUAAGCUGUAUUCAUUUCUUUAAAACUAUGAAGAGUUUUAGGCCUCACAUGAUUUCUUUUUUUUUUUUUUAAUUCCUCUUUUUGUGUUUUGUUCUAGUUUUUGUGAUUCAAGAAAAUACAUUUUUGAGCACAUUUUACCGAAGGAAGUUGUUUUCAUGCUUUGUGUCCUACUGGAGCGUGUUGGACGAGCCCUUCACUUCACCCGUCACUCUUCACACACUAUUUAAACAUCUGCCCCUUCCAUUCUACAGCUGUGUGUCUUCAUGGUGUACAGAAUGACAACUAGGCAUGGGCCGGUGUGAUGUCACCACCGUCUGCCGCCAUAUCAAAGUGUUUGCACAAAAACGUUUGUGUCGACAGGCCAAGGAAAGUGUUUUUUCUGGGCACAUUAAGAUGAAUACGAUCAUCUCCGUCUGCUUUGUCAGGAAUAAAAGUGCAUUUUUAAUUCCAUUUUUAAGAAUUAAUAACAUUUAUUUAUUGGUUAAUUUCAUUUUGAUUCAGUCUUAACAUUCAAGUAGCCAAAAAUAACUAAGCAGAAUUAAAAAUGAAUUAUAAGCUAAUUAUCAGUGCCUGCUCUAGUAGCUAGCUGGCUUAUAAGUGGGACUCAAAAAUAUUCAUAUCCCUGACAGAUUUAGAUUCCAAAUUAUUUUUAUUCAUGUUAUUCAAGCAGUUUUCAGACAGGAAGUGAAGCAUUUCUCUAAAGAUUGUAAAUAUGUAAAAGCAGCAUCAUUUUUCUGUGUUUAAAUUCUGGUAAAACAAAAAAAAGGCAUAUUGAAAAUUAGCUGUAACCUCAGUAAUCAAUAGAAAAAUCUAUCAAACUUCCUAUUUAAGACCUCCUUGCCAUCACCCUAAUGUUUAAUUCCCUCCACAGAUUCUCUGUCAGAUAUCAGAAUGUGAAUAUUGCUUCCAGUCAGCAGAAACAUAUCGGUAAUUUAAACAAACCAAAAAAAAAAAAAAAAAAAAAGGCAACACAAACUGCUGGGGAUGUGAAUCAUUUUAGGUUUAACUCCAGUUUCAAGACGAUGUUGCACUCCUUUCAUUUCCCCAUCGUGACUGUUGCUGGUUUUUGUGACUGGAAGUAUUUCCAAAUUUCACCUCAUUUCUUUUACCCAGAAAAAAAAGUGUAACGGCUGUUUUUUUGUUUUUUUCAGCCAGAUGAUUGGAGGAAGAUGAAGUCCAACCUUUUCUAUUGUAUCUCGUUAUAAGGUCAUCAAAUAGAAACAGUAUGCAAAAAAACACAUAAAGUCUUACAAAGUGUAUUUGGUCUAGUUUCUUGUGAAAAUGUCUUAGAACACUUGAAAUCAGACAAAACUAACUUUAAAGUAACUUUCAAGCAAGAAGUGGGAUCUUGUUUUAAGUAAAUCAUUAAUAUUGAUGAAAACGUACUGGUUCCACUGGGAGGUUAUUUCACUUAUAACGUGGGAAAAAUGUCCUGUUGGAAAUGAAUUAAUUUACCACUUUUUCAUCAACAUUAAUGAAUUAUUUACUUAAAAUAAGCUCCUAUAUCUUGCUGGAAAGUUAAUUGUAAUUUAGUUUUGUCUUAUUUAAGAUAUUUGCGCCGUAAACUAGAUAAAAAAUAAAAUAAAAAAACUUGGUAAGACUUUGUGUUUUUUUACUUUUUGGGACAUUUUAACCGUCACACACAUAAAUAAAUACUACGUCACUAUUAUUUUCUGUUAAUGCGCUCCUGUCUGGUGUUUCUCCCGGUUAAACUCGUUUUCCUCAGAAGCUUCCAGUGAAACUGUCCGCAGCUGAACUCCAGUAACCGGUUCUGUCUCGACAGGUCCAACAGAACCACACCCCGCCGGUGUUUUGGCCUACAUUGAUCCGGGUAGCCGGCCCAUGCCUAUAGUUAAUAAAUUAAACACUCCUGUCAGAGCACAGCUUUCGGUUUUUUUGUUGUUUUUUUUACAUUGUAGCCGAAAAAAAACGAACAAAAAUGGCGAGUAAGACGGCUCGUGGGGCGAAGGAGGCUCGGCCCAGCCCCAGCAGGUCAGCUUCAGAGAGAGUUGUCAUGUGAGGGAGGGUGUGUUAUGACACUCUGUGUUAAACACACAAGUGUUUAAAUACUUGUAUUAAUGUGAGGGAGGGUGUAUGCGCUCUGUGUUAAACACCUGCCAUGUUCUCGGUACUCUGAAUGAACGGGUUUGCGUUGAACAGGGCGGGACUGGAUUGUAGUUGGCGUCUGUCAGAGAAGGUUCCAGACAGAAGUUCUCCCCAGAACCAAUCAGCUUUCACAACAGAAAUGUGUGUCAGAUCCGGAGCAGCCGGUCGCCCUGUGACCCACUUCACACUAAAACGCCUCCACCGUGAACAACGCGCCGUCCGGACCAUCGUUACUGUACCGCACCAAUGUCUCAGGAAGGAAUCAUUUAUGUGUGCUUGGCCUGUUGCGUGUAUUUGUUCUGUGAUGCGAUCCCUAAAGCCUCCAAUCACAAAUGCACAUGUGUACACACUUCUGCUACUGAGCCCGACCUCGCUGCCCCCGAACACCCGCCCCCUCCACGCACCCCACACACACACGAAUAUUUCCUCCAAUCACCCAUUUUUGUUAAAGCCUGGCCCGCCAGGACUGAUGGAGAGAGAGUCGGACUCUGAACCUCUCGAUGUUGCAACAUAGGAAGCCAGUGUGAUUUGUACCUUUCAUUUGUAUGAAUAUAUAUAUAUAUAUAUAUAUAUAUAUAUAUAUAUAUAUAUAUAUAGCUGCUUUCAUCCUUUCAGGACUGUGUCCAGAACAGCGCACAACGCCCCGCCCCCUUUCACAGAGAACAGACACACCGUCAGCUUGAGAAGUAUGGAAUACGUUGCAGUUUUGUCAAGUUUAUCAAGGAACUUUGGGG